UGUAAUUGGGGUUAUUAUAGGCCAUAGACUAUGAUUGAUAAAUAUGACUUUAUGAUACGGAAUAAUUUGGCUGGUAUACAUACGACUGUUACUUCAAUGAUCUGACAAAGACAGAGCCAGGCAGACAGCCACUUCGAGACACCAUCACAAAUCUGCUGCUCUCUGGCGACUGCCUCCCGUUAUGGCAUCUUGGUGAACUGCGUCUGACGACUGUGCGCUCUGUGAACAACUGUGCAGCCGUAGAAACAACCACACUGUCUGCACACAGCCUGAACCUGACUUGCUAUGGAUCAACACCAGGACUAUAUGAACAACGCCCCUAACACCUACAGCUACAACUCCGGGGACACCAUGAGCGCUUCCUUAGCCGGCAUGACCAUCAACGACCUGCAUCACCAGGAGAACGGGGUCCAGCUGGGGCACAGGAGCCCAGGGGAUGGCCCCAUGAAAGUGGAGCCUGAGGAAGCCACACUAGAGGACAGAGCGGCUGAACCACAGUCUGAGCUCUCUGAACUGGAGAGCAACACCUGUGAUAAGGAGGUGCAACUUAGCGCCUCUGGUGAGGAGGAGGUGCAACCUGCAACUGGAGGAACAGCCUCAACAGCUCAAGCAAAGAUUGAAAACGACAAUGCUGAUAAGAAGACUCUGGGUGGUGCCAGACCUCAGGCCCCCGGAACCAAGAUUCCCGCCAAAACCCCAGCUCCAGCAAGCGGCAAGAACAAAGACAACACCAGUGGACAGAGCAGCCCUGGUACUCCCAAGUCCCCCUCCAGCAAGAUUCUUCCCGGGAAGCCCUUGGCUGUGGCCACAAACCAGGUGAAAAAGGUUGCGGUGGUGCGCACCCCACCCAAGUCCCCUGGCUCUCUCAAGAGCCGCGCCCCUGCACCCCUCACCGCAGCGGCCCCCUUGCCGGACCUGAAGAACGUCAGGUCCAAGAUCGGCUCCACGGACAACAUCAAGCACCAGCCUGGAGGAGGAAGGGUCCAAAUCCUCGAGAAGAAGUUGGACGUAAGCAAUGUCCAGGCUCGUUGUGGAUCCAAAGCCAACCUGAAUCACACUCCUGGAGGAGGCAGGGUACAAAUACUAGAAAUGAAGGUGGACGUAAGCAAUGUGCAGUCUCGCUGUGGCUCCAAAGAUAAUAUCAAACAUACACCCGGAGGAGGCAAUGUUCAAAUAGUCCACAAAAAGAUUGACCUGAGCAAUGUUAAAUCAAAAUGUGGUUCUACAGCCAACAUCCACCACAAGCCAGGUGGUGGGAAUGUUGAGAUCAAAUCUGAGAAAUUGGAUUUCAAUGUCCAAUCAAAGAUCGGCUCCAUGGACAACAUUGGGCACGUGGCCGGAGGUGGACAGAGGAGGAUUGAGAGCCACAAGCUGACGUUCCGUGAGACGGCCAAGGCACGCACUGACCACGGGGCCGAGAUUAUUUCCCUGGAAGAUGACCCCCUGUCCCACCAGCUCAGUACCUUGUCCUCCUCCGGCUCCAUCAACAUGGCUGACUCACCGCAGCUCUCCACACUCGCCGACCAGGUAUCUGUCUCGCUGGCCAGCCAAGGCUUGUGAUUGGCUUGGUGGCACACGAUGGCCGACCGGAAGUCUCCUGACCGACCACACUACUUUGACUGCCCGCGUCAGAGGAGUCUUGACGCCUGUCGCCUUCCUCCUCCUUUUCACGGGACUUUUUUAGCUAUACCCAUCACUGUUUCUCUUCCAUCACCGACUGUUCUUCUUCAUGAUGCAUUAUUGUUAGAAAAGAGAUCUUUAAAAAAAGAGAUUCAAGUAGGUCAAGUUAGAUUAUUUAAUUUCUCUCUUGAUCUAUUUUUGUUGUCAUUAUUUGUACCGUUUGUAUAAAUGGCCCUUUAAGAGUUUAAAGAAAACAAACAUCCAAACAAACCCAGAGUCCUACAAGUGUUUCUGGACAUUUUAUUUGAACUUUCACCUAUAUUUAAUUCACUUUAACUCGUUUUACUCAUUUUACUGUCACAAUGACCUCGAUUCGAAGCCCUUAUUGUACAAAUGUCCAUUUUAAUGUGCAAAUGAUCUGUGAUGGCUGUCUCCUGAAUGGCUUUUUGAUACAUGGAAAACAAGAGGUUUGAGAGAAGUGGGCCCCCUUUUACAAUGUAUUGAACAUAAGAAAACACAUCAUCCAGGUAGUAUAAGGCAAAGAAGUUAGGAAAGGUGGGCUCAUGUAGCAAAAGCUCUCAUUCAGACAGUAAAAUGCUUUUAGACCUCCCCAACCUGCUGUCUGCUUUGGGUGCCUCUAUACACUGCAUACCAAGGUAGUAUAGUUCAGAGGUAAAAAUUUCCUUCAUGGACAAAAGAAGAGGGAUACAGAAUGUUUAGCGUAGAAACCUUGGUUUGUGUUGGGCACACACUUUCUAUUUGUAUUCUGUGGAUAUGACAUGUAUUUGAUAUGGAAACAUUUAUAUCGUGCCUGCUACUGUCAGUGUUAAUUUAUUUUCAAUAUUAUUCUGUUAUGGCUCUAUUGUAAAUGCGUUUCAGCUUUUGUCUUAUGCGGUGUGGCAGUUUACAUUUAACGUAUGUAGGCUACUAGUGACAAAAUAUUUGUUCAUGUUUAAAGAAGACAUGAAUUAGAGGGGAAUACUAAAUUACUAAAUUAACAGGCUUAGCUAUGCCAGGCAAAUUGUCUAACGAACUAUGGGUUGUGUCAUUUAACAUAAGACACAUAAUUUCAGUCAGGGACUGAAUUUCUCGCUAAUUUGGCUUCAGAUCACAGUAAUGCAGUAGUUGGUAAACUCACCCAUUUUUUAUGACCGACGCUUUCUGAACUUUUAAUUUCAUGGACAUGGCUUUGUAAAAUGUAUAGGAUAACUGCCUCAUAGUCAGUUGAGCAGCUAAGUACUAGAACCAAAAGUCAAUACAAAAUAAUGAAAAAACAGGCAGUCAAAGGAAAGUCAAAACACAGAAGAAAAAUUGCGUAAGUGACAUGAAGAAAUCGGUUACAUUUAUCAUAAUAAACUCUGCAACACAUGUAGUCAAAUCAACAUAAAAACAAGCAGAAAAACAUAGCUUGUCCCAAGAUAUUAAAGGUAGACUCAGCAAUAUGACAUCAUCAUUCACUGUGGGGCAACUUCCUGCUUACACACAAUUCUGCCCGACUACAUUGCAGACGCCUGCCAGAUCUCACAAUGCUUGGAUAGGUGUUUAACUAUCAGCUAAACACAUCAUAGGAUUUAGCAAUCUGGUGCCCGACUGCACAGUUGAUGAUGUGGCACGCAACCAUUGGUUGAUGCAAUCCAAACGCCUGAGCAGGCAAACACAACCACUAUAGUGCGUUCAAGAAAACUGGAAAAUCAGAAAAGAACAGACUGGGAAGAAUCUUGACGUCAGUGAUCUUCAGGUCAGACAAGUCGGAGCUCUAGGAUGAUGCCCGAGUUUCUGAAUUGUAAUUCCGAGUUGGAUGACCGUCUGUUCAAAACUAUUUUUCCCAGUCAGAGCUGUUUUUUUUCCAGAGUUCCCAGUUGUCUUGAGUGCACUGAAGUCGGAGGUCAGAGAUUUCCUUGUUCCGAGUUGGCUGGAACGCACCAUAAGCAACAACUGACUGCCCUAUUGGUUGUUUCAGGUAUGUCCACAUUGGGAGGAGCCAAUUGGCAGUCUUGGCAGAUUAGAAUUGUGUUGAAUAGAUUUUUGUAAGCAGGAAGUUGCCCCGCUGUAUGUGAUGAUGUCAUAUUGCUCACUCUACCUUUAAGUUUUAAAAAAUGUGCCCUAAAAUGUUUAACCAUCUGUCACAUGGAGCAAGGUACCUUUCGGAUAUAUUUAGAUUUAGGCCUACUAAUUGCCUGCGCACGAGCAUGCUCGUCACACUUUCCUCAACUUGUGUCACGGGUUAUAAAGCUAUGGGUCCUUUCCCUGAAACGUAUAUGACGGAAAUUUACAAAACUGUAUCAUAUGCUCAAAUGGAUAAGUGUUUUAUCCUAAUGUAAACCCACUGUGGUUCACCAAUCACCACUAUAUUAUUCUCGUCAUUGAUUGCCUUCCUAACUCCGAGCAAACAUACCAUCUUAAAAGUCCUUGCAUGGCAUUUCAUGUAAGAGUAAGCGGUCUGCCUCUCCUUUUACACUGUGCUUUCAUUGUACAUCCUGUAAUAUCUGCUUUGUAUAUAUAAGGAUACAUGUAGGUAUUAGUGCGAGGGAAUAGAACCCAAAAGGCAACCCUUUCCUUUAUGUGGAGAUUAAGGUGCAUUGAUAACAUUAUACGAUUUUCCAGUGUGUGUGUUUGACUUGUAUUGCCAAUAUAUAUUUCAUUGAGGACUCGGAACUGGCCAGGGCAUUUGAGAAAAAGUGUCCUUGCAACACUACAAUCUGCAUGCUAAACUGUUGGUUACUUUUCAUCAUAAUGGACAACAUUUGUUUGAAUGUGUUAAAUGGGUAUGUGCACUGUGUUCUGUGUGGAUUACUGGGACUAAUAUGUUGGAGGGCAGGUACUGAUAAGUUCCAGUACUAACAAUAUCAGUACUCAAGGGAAAAAGUUUGGGGAAAGUAUUUUUUAUUUUUUUGGUGGUCCUCUCCGCUAAGCCUCUGUUCUGAGGUCAAUGGAAAGAGUUUGCAGUAACACAUUUCAUCGUCACCCUUUUUGUUAUUUUUGCCGCUGUACAGUUGUGUGGAAAAUGUGAUUGUUGAUAUUGUUAUUGUGCAUUUUUAUCAAUAACUGGUGUAUGAUGAUUCUUGUCGCUGUGAAUUUAAAAAAUAAACUGUUAAACCAUG
Molecule: messenger RNA, 4721 nt
Organism: Salvelinus fontinalis (brook trout)
Lineage: Eukaryota; Metazoa; Chordata; Actinopteri; Salmoniformes; Salmonidae
Gene: mapta
Product: microtubule-associated protein tau a
Exons: 13
Coding region: 286-1560 (424 amino acids)
Biological process (GO): neuron projection development; microtubule cytoskeleton organization
Cellular component (GO): neuron projection
Molecular function (GO): microtubule binding
Source: RefSeq, a predicted model, not a curated record